Messenger RNA from Heterotrigona itama, 1842 nucleotides. The record is from the annotation of a GenBank genome assembly. NCBI's taxonomy places the organism in Eukaryota, Metazoa, Arthropoda, Insecta, Hymenoptera, Apidae.
AUGCUGGCAUCCUCGGCAUCAAUGAGCACAAAACAUGCAGAAACAUUGACGCCGACAGCAUACACGAAAGAUAAUUUAAAGGUGCCACCUCGAAAAUUGUGGCAGACGAAAAAUAAAAAAUCGGAAUUUGAAAAUGACACGUAUAGGAACACGUAUAGGAACACGAAUAAAGAUGAGAAAUGGGAUGUGAUCGAAUCUCCGCAAUUUGUGGAUUUUACGAAUCUACCAGAUAUAGGAGAUUCGUUUUUCAAUCUUUCAAUAAUAUCUCUUUGUCUAAUAUAAAAUACAAUGAUGAUGAUAACGAGAAAACGUGCAUAAACAAUGAUUCACAGAAACAGGAAACAGAAGAAUAUGUAGUUCGUAGUAAUAAUAUUAAACUGGAACUUGAAAUUAAUAACGAAGUUUGUAAUAAAGUGAAAAAGCCGCAGAAAGUCGAAGUAUAUCCAUUCACGUUCGAUUUACGGGAACAACAUAAGCAAAAGCAAAAGCAAGAACGUCUUAAAAAAUUACUAGAAGAAGAGACUAAAGUGAAAAUAUUUCGGGCAAAUCCUGUGCCUAACUUUAUAAAAUCUCGAAUCAAAACUAUUAAUAAUCAUCAUAAUAACAAUAAGAAUAAAGAAAAUAAACUAGCAAAUGAUAAAAAUAAGCUAACGAGUAAUGACUUAAAUCAAAAAAUACAAAAAUCUGACAAUUGCGACAAGCAAAUUAAAAAGAAUGUCGAAGUGUGGAAGAAACCACCAUUUGUACCAUGUUUGACGAAAAAGAAAUUGCAAUUGCCAAAAACUCCACUUUUGCAUACAGUGACUCGAGCACAAGAAAGAAAGCAGUUUAAUGACACUAUAAAACAAAAAGAAAGACUAAAAGAAGAAAAGAGACAAAUGGAAAUUGCUGCUAAAAAAAAACAAGAAGAGGAAGAAAUUGCUCUGCUAAGAAAAAAAACUGUUCAUAAAGCCCAACCGAUUCGUAAAUAUAAAAUGAGUUUACCGAAAGUUGAUAAACGACCAUUAACUGACCCUUCUAUAAAUUUUGUCAAUAAAGGCAAUUCCAUUGAAUGUAUAUCUCCAAUUGUGGAAAGCAACAAUUUUUAUAAUACAAUCCAGAUACUGUUAGUUAAGGUAUUAGCUAAAAAUUUUAUCAAAGAUAUACAGAUAUGAUUAUAGUGAAAUUUAAAUAUAAUUUUUCGUAGUUUACGUUUACGUGCUUACCACAACUUAUGCUAGAUAAAUAUUAACAAAGACGUGUAUAUUUAACAUACAUAAGCUACUAUAAUAUAUUUUAACAUACAUACAUAUACAGUACGUAUAUAGAUAUAUGAAAGAUUGCCAAUGCAUUCUAGAUUAUAUCGAUAUAUAUGUACUUAUAUAUUUCUAACUUAUGAUACAAAUAUUUAAACAAUUGAUAAACACAUAUACAGAUUACAAAAUGGAUUAUUUCUUUUAACAGCAUAAAGUUUUAUUUUUUGAAAGCAUGAUGUACUACAUAAAUUAUCAAUUUAUAUCUUCUUUUUUAUAUAACGAAAUGUGUUUAAAAGGAUAAAUUUCGUUUUGUAUUAAAUAUAAUAAUUUGUAAUAUUAUGAAUUUAAUAAUAAUAAUCAAAUAAUAAUUAAACAAAUUAUUAGAGAAUACGUAAUACAUAAAUGUUUAUUUUGUAUUAAGUUUUGCUCAUUACAUCUCAGAAAACAUUUCUAAAUAAUUAUUUAUGAAAAAAAUAUAUUUUAAACUUUUCUUGUAUAUUCAAUAACAUCUAUCAACAAAAAUUAUAAAAAAUCUGUCAGUCUUUUUUUAGUAUAUAUUUUAUAUAGUUUAUAAAUACAGACAAUCUUGAAACAAAAUGAUGUAUAA